Molecule: messenger RNA, 3469 nt
Organism: Dinoponera quadriceps
Lineage: Eukaryota; Metazoa; Arthropoda; Insecta; Hymenoptera; Formicidae
Product: BTB/POZ domain-containing protein 1-like
Exons: 6
Coding region: 778-2529 (583 amino acids)
Biological process (GO): neurogenesis
Cellular component (GO): P-body; cytosol
Molecular function (GO): protein binding
Source: RefSeq, a predicted model, not a curated record
GAGUGCGCACAAACUUACGAAACAUCGAGAUAAUUACGAAUACGGUAAAUUUAACAGCGCAUUAGUCUUUUAAACAGUUCUAAAGCAUGUUGUUCGUCGUUCAAAAGCAGUCGAUAACAUUAACGUUCUCCAAUUAUCCUCAGUCCGCCGGGCAUUCCUGACAGUCGACGGAAAAAUUCAUCGAUCGCUAUUUUUCAUCACUCUUCGGAUGCGUUCGAGGGGACUGUAUUUAGCGCUACCACGUCAAUCUAUCUUUAUUAUUCUACAUUUACAAGAAGGAUAGAAUGACGCGGUAAAUAGCGUCUCCUCGAAUGCACCUAUCCUCUGAUACUGCGUAAUUUACAUACGCGCGUAGACCGAGUGUUUCUCGCGGUCGGUGUAGUCGGGCAGCGGUGUCUCGAUAGCAGGUAACGCCCGGGAGUGUACCCUCGACAGCCGCUCGUGGCGUUUGUCGCUUCACUCGCGAAGUGAACGUUCGAAGGAAAACGGAAUCGGGACGAAGGGGGAGGGGGUGGAGGAGCAGAAGCCUCGGUGGGAUGCGUUGUAGCGCGUGGGUCGCUCUUCUCAAUAUUCUCCCGCUGCGAGUACCCGGCGUGUUCGGUGAGGAGGAAAGGAAGAGAAGACGAGGGACAAAGAGAAGGAGAAAAUCGCGAGCGGGAGGGUAACCGUGCUCUCGGCGAGUUCUGCUCUCUCGCCGCCGCUCCGCGUUGGCGCGAAGUGCCGCGAUUAAAUGAGACGGGGCAGUACCUCGGCAAGUACUACGUUUUGUGCGCGGACAUGUCUUCUACGGAGACCUCCCUGAACGACGUGCCGAACGUCGCGUCGAGGUUGCAGAGCCUGCGUCUGACGGCGCAAGGUUAUCGAGAGCCUGCGGCUGGUGGCGAGGACGGCGACGUGACGGAUAACGCGGCGGCGACGUCGGCGGCAACGUCGGCGGCAGGAGGCUCGACCGGUCGCGACGGAAUCGGCGACGGAUCGUCGUCGCGGGAACCGCUACGAAACAUGCAGACCAUCGGCAAUGUCACCCUUUCCCGAGCACGGCGCGCGCUCAACUUCGUCUGCGACGAAGAGCAACCGACGAGCUCGUCCGCUGCCCGAAGCGAGGCCUCGUUCUCGAACGGCGAUAACCGGCCACCGACUAACGCGGCGAAUACAUCGUAUUUGGAGGGCCGGUCGCAGAAUAACGUCGCCUUAGAGAACUCUUCCACGCAUAAUCAACCCGCGGCCACAUAUAAUUGGCAGGGUACAAAGGCAACGAUGCGCGAGAGGAUCGUGUUUCUGUUCAAUAACGAGAUACUGUCGGAUGUUAGUUUCCUAGUGGGAAGAGGAGCGCAACGGCAACGUAUACCGGCACACAAACUAGUCCUGUCCUCUGGAAGCGCCGUGUUCGACGCAAUGUUUAACGGAAUGUUCGCGACAGCUUCUUCGGAAAUAGAAGUACCUGAUGUGGAACCCGCUGCAUUUUUGGCAGUGCUCCUUUUUCUAUACACCGACGAGAUACAGAUAGAUCCUGAAACUGUGAUGACAACGCUGUACACCGCUAAGAAGUACGCGGUGUCCGCGUUGGAGAAGCAUUGCGUUGAUUUUCUAAAGAAUAAUUUAACCAGUGAUAACGCUUUCCUGCUCUUAACGCAAGCACGUCUGUUCGAUGAGCCGCAAUUAGCCUCGGUGUGUUUGGAUACCAUUGACCGAUUCACGACCGAGGCGCUCAAUGCGGACGGCUUCACGGACAUCGAUAUCGACACGCUGAUGGUAGUCUUGGAAAGAGACACUCUGCGCGUUAGGGAAUCUAAGCUGUUCCAAGCUGUUUUAAGGUGGUCAGAGGCGGAAUGCGUGAGGCAGCAGUUACCAGUCACUCCGGAAAAUCAACGUCAAGUCUUGGGCAACGCUCUAUCCUUGGUUCGUUUCCCGCUUAUGUCGAAAGAAGAAUUCACGGCUGGCCCGGCGCAAUCUGGCUUGUUGAAUUAUUCAGAGGUCCUAUCUUUAUUCACGUACUUCAUACUGAAUCCUAAGCCUUUAGUGGGAUUUCAAACGAUGCCGCGGUGUUGUAUGACGGGCAAGGAGCAGACCGUGUGCAGGUUUCAGCAUACCGAGAGCAAAUGGGGAUACAGCGGAACCAGCGAUCGCAUCCGAUUCAGCGUGGACAGGCGUAUCUUUCUGAUCGGCUACGGGGUUUACGGUAGCAUGCAGAAACCAGCGACAUACGAGGCGUCGGUGGAAUUGAUUCACACGGCGUCGGGUAAAGUGAUAGCUACAAAUGCAACAAGUCUCAGCUGUGAUGGUUCAAAGUACACGUACCGUCUAAUGUUCAAAGAAUUAGCGGAAAUCUUACCAAAUACGAUUUAUACCGCGUCGACUACAUUCAAGGGGCCAUUUUCAUAUUAUGGCACAAAGGGAUUACGCACGGUGAUGGUGGAUUGCGAUUCAGGAAAUGGGAAAGUCAAGUUCGAAUUUAGCAACGAGACGGGAGAUAAUAAUGGCACAUCCAUCGACGAAGGUCAAAUUCCCGAGCUUAUCUUUUACACAUAAUGUAUAAUAACGACAUUCCUCACAUACUUGCUUGGCUGGCUCUAUCAGAAAGAUGAAUUAAAUUAUGUUCAACUAUGGAAAGUACAUGCCAGAUUUUGGCAAUUGUGCAUAUCUUGUGAUCAUUUCAAGCAGCGCUCUGAUUUAAGUAAUCCGCGAACAUGCCAAAGGAGUUUAUCCAGAGAUAUCCGUCAUAAUUUUAUCUAGAUAAUGCCUAUUCAGUUUUAUUAUAUAACAGGGUUUUGCCGAUCGAAAAAUCCGUGACAUUCAAAAGUAUAUAAAUUGUAUGCAAGCGUUUGCAACAUAUAUCAGUGAUGCUAAUGAUACGCAUUGUGAUUCCUCGGCAAAUAUUAGAGAGAACAAUCGUUCGUCUUUCAUGAAAUUCAAAUAUUAAAAUCAUUUGAUUCACGCAACUGUAGUAGACAUAUGUUAAUUAUAUUAAUUAAUUAUACAAGUAAGAUCAAUGUUUGUAGAAUUGGAGAUGUGCAAUCUAUUUUUCUAUCGUUUUAAUUGAGAUCUGUGUAAACCAAAAAUAUAGUUGUAUAACAACGUUAAAGGAUCAUGACAAAGUACAAGCGAGAUCAAUCAUGUGCACUCUCAUUUCGCCUAAAUAUUUCGCUCUGAGUACCUAUGCGGUGGAUAUAAUUUGAAAUUGUAAGAAGGUAAAACGUACGGCACUCUUCAAUGCAAAAAUAAUUACGCAAUAAAGCCUAAAAGCAUGUGGAAUAUUUUUUAGUAAAAGUUAGUAUUUUUGGUAGUCACAAUGUGCAGAUUUAGAACCUGGAAACUCUACGAUUCCUGUUACUAUAACUAAGUACGAGAAAAUAGUCGAACGAAAGUAAUAUAACACCACUUUAAAUCAUUCUCUAGUAAAAUAAUAUCUUUAUCUAUUUAUUCACACAUAUACACACACACACACACAAGUUUAAUAUAUAUACAUAAA